Molecule: messenger RNA, 1506 nt
Organism: Uranotaenia lowii
Lineage: Eukaryota; Metazoa; Arthropoda; Insecta; Diptera; Culicidae
Exons: 2
Coding region: 109-1062 (317 amino acids)
Molecular function (GO): zinc ion binding; nucleic acid binding
Source: RefSeq, a predicted model, not a curated record
AAUUGCGGACGACAUUGCUGCUUUAUUUAUUUUAACAAUCUAUUGAUUGAAUUCUUUGUGAUUUUUUUUUCUUUUAUUUUGACCUUUGUUAAUUCGAAACAAAAAGCAAUGGCCAUGUUUGGUACCAUCGACCCGUAUGUUCCGGGCACUUCUUUUUCCAACUAUAUUGAACGUUUGGAAUAUUUUUUCUCGUGCAAUAAUGUUGCGGAGAAUAAGAAAAAAGAUCUUUUUUUGAGUUUUUGCGGAAUGGUCGUAUUCGACGAAAUAAAAUUGCUUUUUCCCGCGGUGGAUUUGAAAACGUUAGAAUAUGAAGAAAUUGCUAAGAAAUUGAAGGAACGCUACGACAAAAAGGACUCAGAGUUACAUGCGUAUUGUCGAUUCAUUAAUCGAAAGCAGGGUCCAAAUGAAUCGAAUGAAAAUUUCAUUUUAGCGGUUAAACUAUUGGCCGAGGCUUGUGAGUUUGAUGGCUAUAGGGACAGAGCCAUCCGUAAUAAGCUGGUGAUGGGGGUUCAAGAUAAGGACUUAAGGAAAAGGCUUUUAAAUGAAGAGAACUUGACACUUAAGACAACUGAAAGGAUGCUGAAAAACUCUGAGCGUUCUUUCGACAAUGAAAGGUUUAUGGAGGUCGAAAAUAUCAAUUCGGUUAAAUACAGACUAGGUGAGAGAUACGACAGGGGUAAUCCUAGGGUCCCUGAGAGAAGAUCGAGAUAUAGUGCGAGGUCCAGAAGCCGGGACAAUGAUCGGUUUAGCAGAAAUUAUGGUGCAUACAAGAACAGGUCUCCUUCGGCAAGUCGUUCAAAAGCUAGAGGGCGAUAUGCGAAUUACAAAUGCAACUAUUGCGGCGAAUCAGGACACGUGUGGAAGUAUUGCUUUGAAAGAAAAAGGAAUCAAAAGAGUAUGGUAAACUUUGUUGACGAAAAGCCUAGAGAUUCACCGAAGGAAAACGUGCAUGACUAUUUCAAACGACUGAGGGUUGACUAUAGCAGCAGCGAUGAAUCAGAUCGCUCUGGGAGCAAACGUGAUCUCGGCUCACAGGGAGCAGAUCAAAAGUGCACAAUCUGAACUAAGGCGCAAUGCAGCGUUUCAGAUCCAAAGUCAGGAUAAUCCACCAAUGGCAAGCAGUAGAAGUAGAAUUCCGAAGCGACGUCGCGAGGAUUCUGACGAAGAGGUAUUUCAUGGUUUCUCCCCUUCGCAAUUACAACCAGUGCAAGUGCCAUCUAGAAGAGAAAUCCAUUCCCGGGGUACUUCCCCCUGUUCAAACGAAUCAUCAUCAAAUUCAGUAGUCUUGAGAAGAUCAGAGAGAAGAAGAAAAGUUUUGAAAACUGAUGAAUUUAUAUACUAUUAGUUUAGUUAUCUUUUAUUACUUUUAGUUAAUUGAAUUGCAAUGUUAAUGCCUUAUCUGAAGGAGGAAGAAUUGUUAGUUUUAAUAAAAAUGCAAGUACAUAAUACUGGGCGUGCAAUCAGCUGUUAUGGCUGGAUUGUACCAACUGUAGACUGUAAAUAUAG